This is a messenger RNA of Morchella importuna, 273 nucleotides long. RefSeq lists its product as uncharacterized. The transcript has a single exon. Bases 1 to 273 code for a protein of 90 amino acids. The record is from RefSeq and is a predicted model, not a curated record. NCBI's taxonomy places the organism in Eukaryota, Fungi, Ascomycota, Pezizomycetes, Pezizales, Morchellaceae.
AUGUCUUCUUCAGCAGCAGCACAAUCCACCGCCCAAUUGCAGACCAACUGCGCUGGGCUGCCAUAUAUCCCAAUCGAAGAGAGAUGGGAGCGCAACUGCCUCAUCUUUGAAAGGGAGGAGAGGGAGAGGGAGAGGGAGAAGGAGAGGUCGGCUGUGAAUCAGGGCCCGAGUUUGCACGAGAUUGAGAGGGCAAAGUUGAAGGUCCUAAACGGGGGUAGUAGGGUCCGCUUCUUUGGGGGUUAUAGGGAGCGGGAUGCGUCUGCGGAGCCUUAA